GACACUUCUAUCGAAAACAGCUAAUUAUGCUGUGUCACAAAUGUCUUUACUUUCAUCGAGAGCUAUAAAAUACUGCACAAAAUGGGCACAUUUUCCCGCAGUUGUUCUUUUAAAUCUGCACCAAGUUCAAGUAUCCGACGAGAAAUUGUUUGCUCGGACAUACUAAUUGUCUCAAAGUUGCUUACAUUAGAUGGGACAAUAUUUAUGCACACUCCACUAAGCAUUCUUUGACAAGUGCACCGUCAGUAAACGGUCUCCAACUUUUUGCGAUUUUUAAAGCAACAAUAUAACUUGCAUUACGACACCAUUAAUAAUACUUUUCAAAACUUCGAAGGACUGGCCUCAAUACCGUGUGACGA
Acanthoscelides obtectus is the source of this 359-nucleotide messenger RNA. The record is from the annotation of a GenBank genome assembly. NCBI's taxonomy places the organism in Eukaryota, Metazoa, Arthropoda, Insecta, Coleoptera, Chrysomelidae.